Penicillium alfredii is the source of this 894-nucleotide messenger RNA. Its product is annotated as oxygenase MpaB family protein. The coding region runs from base 1 to 894 and encodes 297 amino acids. The transcript has a single exon. Lineage: Eukaryota; Fungi; Ascomycota; Eurotiomycetes; Eurotiales; Aspergillaceae. The record is from RefSeq and is a predicted model, not a curated record. Gene Ontology annotation, molecular function: oxidoreductase activity.
AUGUCGUCAAUCUCUCCUGUGUCUUCCCUAGACACGCGCGAGGCAGAGCAGAACGGCCUAAGUGAAACCGAGAAGAAUUUUCCCAGCACCGAAUUAGGUCGACUUCAUGCGCUCGAGCAGCUAGAGAUCUUACCCCAAAUUCUCCAGGAGGGUAUUAUCUUCACCGGUUCCGGGGCAGCCCUUCUUCUUCAAGCGGCUUUGCCCAGCAUUCGCGAAGCAGAGCCCCCUGGCAGCCAUGAAAAGCUAGCAAGCGAGCUCCUAGACACCCUAGAAACACAAAUCAGCUACAUAUCAUGCUUGGUGUUUGGUACACGAACCGAGCGUCAGGCUCUAAUCCAGCUAUUACAAAAUGGAAAGACACCAUUGCUAGGCGGCCACGUCAACCGGUUCACCAACCACCCCGACCUACAGCUAUGGAUAGCAGCGACCCUAUAUUCCACCUCGACCGAUGUCUACCAACGCGUCUAUGGCCGCGUCGACUACAAGAGCGCGCAGCGCGCAUAUAGCGAAUUCUCUCUGCUGAUGAACUGCUUGGGUUUAAAACCCAACACUUGGCCUUCCUCGCGACAGGAGUUUUGGAACUAUUGGGAUGACCAGGUUAGCAAGUUGACGGUCUCUCAUGACGCAAUACACUUUGCCAAAGACCUUCGCGAAAGUACCGACAUGCCGCAAUGGGUGCAGACCCUAAAGCCUCUUCUACGCGCGGUGACUAUCGAGCUGUUGCCUCCCCGCCUACGAGAUGCCUACGAGCUUCAAUCUACUGCGACGACGCGCGCACUUUAUCGAACCUGGAUAGGCUUUUCGGUGGCUUUAUAUCCGGCCAUGCCCAGAAAGUGGCGCUCCUACCCGCUGAACUUCUACCAAGAUCACCUCAAGGAAAAGCUGGCGGCUUAA